UUGAGGUGGGGAUCUGGUGUCUUCUGGGAAGAGGACGUUCCUAGGGAAGCCCAUGCUUCGAAGAAGUGCCUGGGUCCACGUGAAGGGCUGCGACCCCGGGCGCCGAGCCCGCUGCCCGGCCCCAUGGCGGGGGCGGUGUCCUCGGGUCGUACGGGGGGCUCGGCCUGGGCGUGGCGGCCGGUGGCGCAGGACGCGCUUCUGGCUCGGGCCUUCCAUUCGUGCACCGAGUUGCGCGGACGGUUCUAUCUGGUCGGGGGUCUCCUGGCGGGUGGAGCGAGAGAGCCCAGCGGCGACACAGUGGUCUUUGAUCCAGCUCGGGACCAGGCCGUGCAACUGGUAGCCCCGGGCGGCCCCCGGCGCAGUCACCACGACGCGGCGUCCGUGGGGGGCCGUUGGCUGUGCGUGGUGGGGGGCUGGGACGGCUCACGCCGCCUCACCACCGUGGUCGUGCUGGACACCGAGCAUAGCACGUGGGAGACGUGGACUGCAAGCCCUGGUAACUGUCCCCCGGCUGGCCUCAGUAGUCAUACGUGCACUCGCCUCUCGGACCGAGAGCUGCGGGUGUCCGGCAGAGAGGGGGGGAUCCGCACCCAGCGGCGUUAUGGAAGCAUAUACACGUUGAAGUUGGACCCAGGCACCCGCACCUAUAGCUAUAAGGAAGAUGGCUGCCAUACGACCUCGCGUUCAGGUCACUGUGCUGCCCUGCUGCAAACUCCAGGCCCCCACCCACGUCAUCAGCUGUUGCUCUUUGGGGGUUGCAACUCGGCUGAACCAGAAAUAGCAGGACAGUGGAGCCAUGGGAAAAUUAAGGAGGAACCACCCAGUGCUCCUCAACUGACGGAAAAGCUUGCAAGGCUUGUGAGCAGUGGGCAAGGGUCCCAGAGGGGGCCCCAAGGACUGCGGCAUCAUUCCUGUUCUGUCGUGGGGCCCUUUGCCGUACUGUUUGGUGGAGAAUCUCUGACCAGAGCUAGAGAUACCAUCUGCAAUGACCUGUACAUCUAUGAUACCCGCAGUUCUCCACCUCUGUGGUUCCACUUCCCAUGUGCAGACCGUGGGCUGAGACGCAUGGGUCAUCGCACUUGCCUUUGGAAUGAUAAGCUGUACCUGGUUGGGGGUUUUGGUGAGGAUGGCAGGACAGCUAGCACACAGGUUUGUAUCCUGGACCUCUUCAUCUAAGUAGUGCCAAGACACAUAGCCAAGCCUGUUUUGCUUAAAUCUGUACAGCAUUUAUCACUAGAGCUAUUGCUCAUUUCAAAUGCUUAUUAAACUUCAAUCUGAAAGUGAA
This is a messenger RNA of Jaculus jaculus (lesser Egyptian jerboa), 1285 nucleotides long. RefSeq names its product kelch domain containing 9 (gene Klhdc9). Bases 124 to 1176 code for a protein of 350 amino acids. The record is from RefSeq and is a predicted model, not a curated record. Lineage: Eukaryota; Metazoa; Chordata; Mammalia; Rodentia; Dipodidae. The transcript has 4 exons. Gene Ontology annotation, molecular function: cyclin binding.